ACUUCUGUUCAUCAUAAUAGCUGAGUUUAAUUUCCACGUAUCCAGAGGAUCUGUUCAAAGUUGAGCAGGCUUGAGAAACAGUAAAGUGAAGGUUAAACAGGAGAAGGAAAAAGGACAUGGCUAGAUAUUCUUCACCUCAAGCAAAAAAAGCCAGAACGGGGAGCAUAGAUACACAUACUGACUUUGGACAUGAAUCCAGGCAGAUCCUGCCUGAAGCACAGUUGCUGUGUUAUAUCUGUGUCAAAGUGUUCAAUGAUCCUGUCACCACUCCUUGUGGACACAACUUCUGCAAGAGUUGCCUUAUAAAAACCUGGCAUAAGAGUCAACAUUAUUAUUACUGUCCAUUAUGUAAUGAAAAAUUCAGCAAGAGACCUGAACAGAAAAUGAACACAACACUGAGCAUGGUCGUAGAUAACUUCAAAAAGACAAGUACUAUGGACCAACCAGAGAUUCUUUGUGAUGCCUGCACUGGUGUGAAACAAAAAGCCAUAAAAUCCUGUCUGGACUGUGGUGUGAAUUUCUGUUCAUCUCAUUUAGAGCCUCAUAAUUACGUUCUAAAUUAUAAGAGACACAAACUAAUCAAUCCAGUGAAGAACCUGGAGAACUACAGAUGCCAGAAGCAUGAGAAACCUCUGGAUCUGUUCUGUAGAGAUGAUCAGAAGUGUGUGUGUCAGUUCUGCACUGAGACAGACCACAAGAAUCACAAUAUUAUUCCAUUAGAGGAGGAGAGUGGAGAGAGGAAGAGUCAGCUGCGGAAAACACAGACAGAGCUGCAGCAGAUGAUCAAGGAGCGACUGAAGAAGAUCCAGGAGAUUAAUCACUCAGUAGAGCUCAGCAAAAGAAGCACAGAGAAAGAGAACCCAGACAAUUAUGAAGUCUUCACUGCUCUGAUUCGCUCCAUUGAGAGGACUCAGACUGAGCUACUGGGGGAGAAGCGGAAAGCAGUAAAGAAGCAGGCUGAAGGACUCAUUAAAGAGCUGGAACAGGAAAUCGAUGAGCUGAAGAGGAGAAAGACUGAGCUGGAGCAGCUCUCACACACUGACAAUCAUCUCCACUUCCUACAGAUUUACCCGUCACUGUGCAUCGCUCCUCACACCAAGAACUGGACUGAGAUCAGGAUUAACACUGAACUGAGUUUACAAACUGUGAAGACCGCUCUGUCUCAGCUUCAGAAGACUCUGAAUGAGAAACUCAGUAGAACGCUGAAUGAGAAGCUAAAGGAAAUGGUCCCCAGAGAACUGAAGAGGAUUCUGCAGUAUGCAGUGGAUGUGACUCUGGAUCCUGAUACAGCUCAUCCCCGUCUCAUCCUGUCUGAUGAUAGGAAACAAGUCACGUAUGGAGACACGAAGAAGAAUCUCCCAAAUACCCCGAAAAGAUGUAGUUAUUAUCCUAUAAUCUUGGGACAUCAGGGUUUCUCCUCAGGGAGAUUUUACUAUGAGGUGCAGGUCAGUGGGAAAACCAUGUGGGAUUUAGGAGUGGUCAGAGAGUCUAUUAACAGGAAGGGAAAGAUUGAGACAUGUAACCCUCAGAAUGGAUUCUGGAUCAUGACUCUGAAGAAUGGAAAUGAGUAUCAGGCUUGUGAUGAUUCUUAUAUCUCCCUUUCCAUGAGAGAGAAACCCCAGAAGGUGGGCGUAUUUGUGGAUUAUGAAGAGGGUCUGGUCUCCUUUUAUGAUGUUGAGGUCAGGUCUCAUAUCUACUCUUUCACUGGUCAGUCUUUCACUGAGAAAGUCUAUCCAUACUUCUGUCCUUGUUCUAAUGAUGGAGGUAAAAACUCAGCACCACUGAUCAUCUCUCAUGUGUAA
This is a messenger RNA of Neoarius graeffei (lesser salmon catfish), 1802 nucleotides long. RefSeq names its product E3 ubiquitin-protein ligase TRIM39-like. Bases 117 to 1802 code for a protein of 561 amino acids. The transcript is spliced from 8 exons. NCBI's taxonomy places the organism in Eukaryota, Metazoa, Chordata, Actinopteri, Siluriformes, Ariidae. Gene Ontology annotation, molecular function: protein binding; zinc ion binding. The record is from RefSeq and is a predicted model, not a curated record.